This is a messenger RNA of Laccaria bicolor S238N-H82, 876 nucleotides long. RefSeq lists its product as uncharacterized. The transcript is spliced from 3 exons. The record is from RefSeq and is a predicted model, not a curated record. Bases 1 to 876 code for a protein of 291 amino acids. Lineage: Eukaryota; Fungi; Basidiomycota; Agaricomycetes; Agaricales; Hydnangiaceae.
AUGCUGUCGUCACUGUCCAAGCUGAUCAGGGGCCACGUCGCUGUCUGCGACAUGGCAACAAUUCGACGACACGACAUGACAACAACAGGGCACGACCACAACAGAACGACACCACCGGGGACGAGGACGGUGCCACGUCACGACGCAACCACGACCGCCCACCGACGAAGUCGAGCACCCACCAACAUCAACGACCACCCAGGAAGACGACCACCCACGAAGACAAGCGCCCACGACACGACAACGACCAAAUCCGCCCACCCACGAAUGACGCCCACCGCCCCACACGGCCCCACCGCCCACGAACGCCCACCCACAACAACGAAUGCCCACGACAUGACAACGAACGCCCACGAAUGCCCAUGCAUGACAACGAACGCCUACGCACGACAAAGAACGCCCACGAGCGCAAUGCGCAAACAACAACGCGAAGACGAACGAAAUGGCAGCCCAGCCCCACGGACGCCAAUACAGCACACCACGCACGACCGACGACCCAGAGCGCCCACGGAUGAAGACGCGCGCCCACACACGGAGGAUUCCGCUCGCGUGAACGGAAAUGGGCAACGACGAGCCCAGGUGAGCUCCCCCUCCCUCCAUCACUCCACACCACCACCCCCUUCAUUAUUCCACCAUUAUUCCACACACCACUCCCUCUAUCACUCCCCUCCAUCUGUUGCUCCCCCUCUCUCUGUUGCUACCCCUCCCUCUGUUGCUCUCCCUCCCAUUUCUCCCCCCCCUUCAUCACUCCCCCUCCUAUUACUCCCCUUCCAUCCAUUCCCACCCCUCCCUUCAUCACUCCCUCUCCCCUCCAUCACUCCCUACACCCUCCCCCCUCCAUCACUUCCCCUGUCUUCCUCCUCCCUUAAAUAUUGA